CCCGGAGAGAAUUUUGUAAAAAAAUUAUUGAGCCUACUCUUGAUUUAAAACGCUCUAUCGCGUACGAUUCUGAAAUUUAAAUACAUAAAAAUAAAAUCAAUCGAAUUUUUGUUUAGUUGAAAGAUUUUCAAAUGUUAAUAAUAUAUUUAGGUAUAUCACAAUCACCAUAUGAUCUAGAUGAUAAAGAAGUUGCUGAAAGUAUGUCAUGUACAACAAAUUAUCCUCUUCCAUAUGAAACCUUACCAAAUGAUGAUAAUGAUGAUGGUGAUACAGUAUUUAUGCCAAUAAAAACAAAUGAUGAUGAUGAACCAAUUAUUGGUAAUCAAGAUCCACUUUUAUCACCAACAAAAUAUGGUGAUAAUUCACGUUGGUCUAAAAAAAGUCCAAUGAAAGGAUCAAAUACAUCUGGUCGUCAAGAUAUCGAUGAUUUUAGUGAUCCAACUGAAACAAUUGAUAAAGAUGAUGAUUCAACAGCUGAUGAAGAAGAUCUUCCACAUACACGUAUAAAACGACGUGGUGGACGUUCACUAAAUAGUUCUCAAAUAGUAUUAAAUACUGAUGCAUUACAUGAAAUUCGUCAAUUAACUCGUUUAUUAAAUGAAUUUCGUUCACAUAAAACAAAUAUUCCUUCGGAAUCUCUUUCACAUAUGACAUCACAUUCAGAUUAUGACAAAAAACUUGAACAAUGCUAUCAACGUCUUGAACAAUUGACAAACAAAAUUGAUAGAAUGAUUAGUCUCGAACCACCUGCAAUGAAAUCUGUACUCGAACCAUAUCGAGAUAUGAAAGAUAAUUUACAUAAAGAUCUUGCAACUAAAUUAUUAGCAACUGAUACAGUUAUUAAACAAACAAUUACACAAAUAUUUCGUUCAAAAACAAUGAUCGAUUCUUUAAGUCAUACAAUAUCUAAUGCAAUACAAUCAAUAAUGAUAACAUCUUAUCGUGAUACAUUUAAUCAAAUAGUAAUACCAUCAUUUGAAAAAGCUGCAACAAAUAUGUUUCAACAAACAAAUGAUGUAUUUAAACGUGGUACAAAAGAAUAUUUACAAGAAAUGAUUGAAUAUGGUCGACAACAACAACGUUCAUUAAUUCAACAACGUAAACAAAUGAUGAAUGAAAUUCGUAAAGAAUCAAUACAAUUAAAUAAAGAAUUUGAAAAGAAAAAUCAAGAAUUAGUAAAUACACUUAAAAAUGAUAUUACUCAAUAUAUGACAACUAAUUUAACAUCUAUAAUUCGAGAAACAAUACGAUCUGUAUUACGUGAUGAAACAACUGUAAUCUUUCGUGAAUUAUUAACUACACAAAAAAGUGAUAUAAAUAAUUUACUUCAACAAACUCUUACUUCAAAAUCAACAAUUAGUCGAACAACAACACCAAUACCUACUUCUUCUAUUAUUGUAUCAUCACCAACUAUAAUAAAUACAAGUUCAACAUUAGAUAUUAAACAACAACAUGUAUUAAAAGUUGCUCGUGUUGGUCAAUUAAAUCAAGCAUUUGAAUUUGCAUUAUCAGCAUCAGAUUUAAAUCUUGUUUUAUAUUUAUGUGAAAAUGUUCGUCCACCAGAACUUUUUUCAAUUCAACCAUGUCCAUUACAACCUCCUGUUCUUCUUUCAUUAAUUCAACAACUUUCAGCUGAUUUAAAUACACAUCAAGAAUUAAAGUAUAGAUAUCUACAUGUAGCAUUAAUUUGUCUUGAUUUAUCACAUCCAAGUGUACGUGAUUAUUUACAAACUGUUCUAAUUGAUCUUAGUAAAAAAUUACAUACAUAUAUUCAAGCAAAUCCAUCAACAACGAUGGCUAAACGUUUUCAAUUAUUACUUAUGGCAAGUCAAGGUUUAGUGCAAAAAAUUGUUCAACAAAGAGCAACACCAAUAAUACAAACAACAACAUCAUCAUCAUCAUCAAAGUAG
Messenger RNA from Rotaria sp. Silwood1, 1910 nucleotides. The record is from the annotation of a GenBank genome assembly. NCBI's taxonomy places the organism in Eukaryota, Metazoa, Rotifera, Eurotatoria, Philodinida, Philodinidae.